AGCAAAAGAGGAGAGAGGAGAGAGGAGAGAGGAGAGAGAGGAAGAUAACGUAACAAUGGCCGGUGGGGCUGCCAGCGCCGUUGCCGGAGAUCGCACUCCGGAGCUCAUUGGUCUAGUUCAUGACAUUGUUGGAAUUUGCGGUGGAGUUGGGGGAUCCUCUUCUGCUACUGCCAUUGAAGCCGAUGCUAUGUUCAAGAAGGAUUGCACCGAUCUGGUUCGUCGGAUCUCUUUACUUACUUAUUUGUUCGAGGAGAUUAGGGACUCGAAGAAGGCCGUUGUUGAUUCUGGAAACUCGGAUGCUUCUACUUCGUCCACUGGCUCUGCAUCUUCCUGGUCCUCUGAUCUGGUGCUCGCUCUCCACUCAGCCAAGCGCCUUAUUUCUGUCGCUAGGAACUUCCGUUCUAAUUCAUCUUCUGAUGGAGCUGCCAAGGCCAUUGUAUUCCAAUUUCAAUGUGUGACAUGGAAAUUGGAAAAGCUGUUAAGCGUCCUACCCUAUGACGAUCUAGACAUAUCAGAGGAAGUCAGGGAACAGGUGGAGUUGGUCAGAACACAACUGAGACGAGCCACUGAAAAAUAUGAAUAUAUGAUUUCCGAGCAGUCAUCUUAUGACUCAUCUCAGCCAAUGGCUCUGGAAAUUAGUCAAAGUUUCCGUAGAUCUGUGAAUGGAUUGCACAAACAGCAUAGCUGUCCUGGUUCUUUAUCAGAUCUAGAAAGCAUUCCUAGAAGCAGUGGAUGGAACAGUGGUAGCACAAAUCAGACAAGCCCUCGCUUGGAAAGAGCACAGAGCAUCCCUGCAUCGUCUGAGGUUUCAAUAUCUAAUCUUGUUGAUCCUGAAGGUCAAGAAAAUUCUGUGAAAAAGACUCUUACUGAAGUGAAAAAGCCUGAGGCAAUUCGUAUUCCUGAAGAUUUUCUUUGCCCUAUAUCCUUGGAACUAAUGAGGGAUCCUGUUAUUGUGGCCACAGGUCAGACAUAUGAGAGAUCUUACAUCCAGAGAUGGAUAGAUGGGGGAAAUACAACUUGUCCAAAAACUCAGCAGAAGCUCCAACAUUUGACACUUACACCAAACUAUGUGUUAAGGAGCCUUAUAACUCAAUGGUGUAUGGAGCAUAAUAUUGAGCAGCCAACAGGACUUACAAAUGGGAAGAUAAAAAAGAGUGAUGGAUCAUUCAGAGAUGUUACGGGUGACAUGGCAGCCAUCGGAACUCUUGUCCAGAAGCUUUCUAGCCAGAACAUUGAAGAGCGUAGAGCAGCUGUUGCUGAAAUUCGAUCACUUUCCAAACGAAGCACAGAUAACAGAAUACUAAUUGCUGAAGCAGGAGCAAUCCCAAUUCUUGUUAACCUUUUGACAUCAGAAGAUGUGUUGACUCAAGAAAAUGCCGUUACUUCCAUUCUCAACCUCUCUAUCUACGAGAACAACAAAGGACUCAUAAUGCUUGCUGGUGCCAUCCCGUCCAUUGUCCAAAUCCUAAGAGCUGGAAGCAUGGAAGCAAGAGAAAACGCAGCAGCAACCCUCUUUAGCUUGUCACUUGCAGAUGAGAACAAAAUAAUUAUCGGUGCCUCUGGAGCUAUCCUUGCUUUGGUAGAAUUGCUCCAAAAUGGGAGUCCUAGAGGGAAGAAGGACGCCGCAACAGCAUUAUUCAACUUAUGCAUAUAUCAAGGAAACAAGGGUAGGGCCAUAAGAGCAGGGAUCAUUGCAGCAUUGUUGAAGAUGCUUACAGACUCAAGCAAGUCGAUGGUCGAUGAAGCGUUGACAAUAAUGUCGGUUCUUGCCAGCUACCAAGAAGCAAAGGUUGCCAUUGUAAAGGCCAGCACUAUACCUGUUCUUAUUGAUCUAUUGAGGACUGGAUUGCCUCGAAACAAAGAAAAUGCAGCUUCCAUUUUACUUGCCUUGUGUAAGAGGGAUCCUGAAAAUCUGGCUUGUAUAAGCAGGCUUGGUGCUAUCAUACCUUUGACGGAACUUGCUCGGAAUGGCACGGAGAGGGCUAAAAGGAAGGCUACUUCACUAUUAGAGCAUCUACGAAAGUUGCAACAUAUUUGAAUGUUGGUGAAGUUGUGCAGAUAAUUCAUAAUUGGGCCAUCUUUUUCUUUCCAAUUAUUUGGCAUAAUUUUCCAGUCUCUCUCUUGGAUUUGCAAGCUGAUCACGUGAGGGUGAAGAUAAGAAAAAGCCUCAUUGUUCAGUGCAUUCUUUUCUUGUUUUGUUUUUCCCCCCCGAUUAACCUCGUCUUCUAUAAGCGUGUAAAGAAAUCAAUUGAAUUAUUGUUUCCUCACGAAAUUGUUAUUGGAUUUGUCUUCCACUUCUCUUCUUUUAGCACUUCAAAAAGACGAUUGAUGAGCUUCCGGUCCUUUGCAUUCUAGCAGAAAAUAGAAGAAUGUAGAGUCUUAGAAGUUCA
This is a messenger RNA of Neltuma alba, 2390 nucleotides long. Its product is annotated as U-box domain-containing protein 10. The record is from RefSeq and is a predicted model, not a curated record. The transcript has 4 exons. Gene Ontology annotation, molecular function: protein binding; ubiquitin-protein transferase activity. Lineage: Eukaryota; Viridiplantae; Streptophyta; Magnoliopsida; Fabales; Fabaceae. Bases 56 to 2038 code for a protein of 660 amino acids. Gene Ontology annotation, biological process: protein ubiquitination.